This is a messenger RNA of Sphenostylis stenocarpa, 1200 nucleotides long. The record is from the annotation of a GenBank genome assembly. Lineage: Eukaryota; Viridiplantae; Streptophyta; Magnoliopsida; Fabales; Fabaceae.
AUGGGACACCACUCACGCUACCAACCAUUGGAUUUGGCCAACCUCUUUAAGAUUCCAAAAACUAAAUCACUGAAAGACAUAAAAACCAAAUCAUUUAGAGACGUGACCAAGGCUUACAAAUUGCUUGUAUCCAAACGGAAUCAUGAGAAGAAAACCCCCGAGGGUCAUGAAUCAUCCCCAGAGGUUGAGCAAAUUGAUAAUAAGAGAGUGGAUGAAGACAUUUGGAGUCCUAAAUUUUUGUCAAGGGUUGAAAGUAGAAGAUCUAAAACGCCUACACCACAAUCAAGGCCUAUGUCAAGACAUGGAAGCAGUCGGUCAUGCAAAACUCCAACUUAUCUAUCAAGAAAUUCUAGUCGAAGGAGUGCUGCAGAAAUUGCUACAUCAUCUAUCAAAAGGAUUAUGAGCAAAAGAAGUUCCUCAGCGUCUUUAUCAAGGAACAAAAGUAGAUUGGACAUCUCUGAACCUGAGUUAACCAACAACACUAUAGCCUCUCCAACAAUAAACACAGACAUAAAAACCAGCUCCGGAGAGACAGAGCAUAUCUCUGAAGUCUCUCUUUCGAGUAAUCUGAGCGGAAGGUCCACGACACCUAUCAUAUUUUCACAGACAACAUCUAGAAAGAAACCCCCAGAUGUUCAGACAAAGCUCCAUUGCUCACUAGAGAACUUAUGCUUUGGUUGCACAAAAAAGAUUAAGAUUACUAGAGAUGUCAUCAAAUAUCCUCCUGGGGUAAUUAUCCAAGAGGAGGAAAUUUUAAAAAUUGAGGUGAAGCCAGGAUGGAGAAAAGGAACAAAGAUUACAUUUGAAGGAGUAGGUGAUGAGAAGCCUGGAUACCUGCCUGCUGAUAUAGUAUUCUCCAUUGAUGAAAAGCAACACCCUUUGUAUAGGAGAAACGGCAAUGAUUUAGAAAUAUGUGUUGCGAUUCCUCUUGUAGAUGCACUAACAGGCUGCUCCAUACCAAUCCCUCUAUUAGGAGGGGAAAAUAUGACUUUGUCAUUUGACAGUACUGUAAUAUAUCCUGGAUAUGAGAAGGUUAUAACAGGUCAAGGAAUGCCAAACGCCAAAAAUAACGGGAAAAGAGGUGAUCUUCAUGUUAAAUUCCUGAUUGAUUUCCCCACAAAAUUAACUGAAGAACAACGGAGAGAAGCUGUUAGUAUCUUGCAAGAUUGUUGCUACAAUGACCAGCUGCAGUGUACAUGA